Messenger RNA from Pyrus x bretschneideri (Chinese white pear), 438 nucleotides. Its product is annotated as amino acid permease 3-like. The coding region runs from base 1 to 438 and encodes 145 amino acids. The transcript has 3 exons. NCBI's taxonomy places the organism in Eukaryota, Viridiplantae, Streptophyta, Magnoliopsida, Rosales, Rosaceae. The record is from RefSeq and is a predicted model, not a curated record.
AUGGGUGACAACACUGCCGCAAGGAAGCAGCUGCAGCUUCAUCACAACCCAGUUAUUGAUGUUUCACUCAAUGUGCAGGGAGGCUCCAACUACAUCGAUGACGAUGGCCUUCCCAAACAAACCGGAACUAUUUGGACUGCAUGUUCACACAUAAUCACUGCUGUGGUUGGGUCUUGGGCCAUGGCUCAGCUAGGAUGGAUUGCUGGUCCUGUUGUGAUGGUCAUGCUCUCCGUCAUCACUUCUCAUUUCCUGCUAUCGGGAUCCCGUCACUGGGAAGAGAACUGCACCUACUCGGAUGCUGUUCGAUCCCACCUUGUCAUGUCCUUCACUUACUCAGGAAUUGGACUAGCCCCUGGAGUUGCUAAAGUCGCUGGUACACAUAGUUUUCUCUAUUACUGCUAUGUUGAAUGGAGAAAUGUUCUCGCCGUCACCAGGUGA